This is a messenger RNA of Malassezia japonica, 8112 nucleotides long. RefSeq lists its product as uncharacterized. Gene Ontology annotation, cellular component: fungal-type vacuole membrane. The record is from RefSeq and is a predicted model, not a curated record. Lineage: Eukaryota; Fungi; Basidiomycota; Malasseziomycetes; Malasseziales; Malasseziaceae. Gene Ontology annotation, molecular function: lipoyl(octanoyl) transferase activity. The transcript is spliced from 3 exons. Bases 1 to 8112 code for a protein of 2703 amino acids. Gene Ontology annotation, biological process: protein lipoylation.
AUGGACGGGGACGGCGUGCGCCGCCGCAACCCCUACGUGGAUGAGUAUGGCGACAACUUCGCGCCGAGCACGUCUGGGAUGCACCGUCCCGGAAAGCCGAUCGGUUACUUUGCCGCGCGCGGCACCCCUUACGGGAAGAAGAUCUUCGGAAAGAGGAUGCUUCUAUUCCUCUUCAUCCUGCUUCCUGUUCUGGCGGUCAUUAACCUGGUGAUUGUUUUGCUCCCAGUAUUGCUUGCCAUCGCGAACCACACGCUCAGCGUGACGGUUAUGCAUGUCACCGCGUCGAAUAUCACGGACCCUCAUAAUGAUUACUUCCCUCUCACCCUGGAGGGUCAAGUGAAAAAGGCAGGCGUUUUCCCCGCACACCUCUACUUCCGCGAGCCCGUCGUCGUGAAGUGGAUGACGCCGCCCGAGAGUGGUGAGAUGCGCGAAGUCGAACUCGGCAACUUCAGGCUGGACUACAUUGGUGUUGCUGCCGGUCACGGCCGCAUCAAGCAAGUGACCAAGUUCAACAUUCAGGACCAGGAGAUGUUUGGCCUGUUCACCCAGUUUAUGAUUACCAAUGAAGAGUUCACUUGGCGCCUGUUCUGUCCAAAUGUUCACGUCGAGGCGUUCUCCUUCCUACCUACCUACGAAAACUUGAAGCUUACCAAGGACGUCGUGUUUAAGGGUAUUAACAACUUUAAGGACGUAAAGAUUCUAGACUUCCAACUGCCCAGCGCUGAUCCAGAAGGCGGUAUCUCAUUCUAUGCAAAGACAAUGCUUACGAAUCCGUCUCCGUUCGGUUUCCAGCUAGGUACACUGAACAUUGAACUGUUUAACGAAGGACUGUUGCUCGGUCCGGGUUUCUCGACCAAUGUCAAUAUUACACCGGGUGUCAACCUCAUUGACCUCAAGGGCCGGCUGCUCUCAUACUCGACGAAUCAGACGGCGCUGAACCAGUUGGGCAAUGUCUUUACGAACUACAUCAACGGUGAGAUCACCCCGACGUACGCACAAGGUAAAAGCGUUGUGCUGAGCAACGGUCAGACUGUCGGGUGGCUCUCCAAAGGUAUCCAGGCGCUGAACAUUUAUGUGCCAUUCCAAUCGCCUUACCUGAUCAAUCCGAUCAAGAGCAUUGUGAUCAAGCAGUUCAACCUGACUUACGACUCGGACACGGACCCCUACUCUCCUACGGCAUCGUCCGACAGUCUGAGUGCUGACCUUGCCCUGCCUUUCGGUUUCCCGCUGAACAUUAUUUCGGCCAAGAACGAGAUUACGAUCGUGGACCAAAUCAACGGCAAGCCGAUUGUGCACGUUGCUGGUGUGUAUUCCAACUCGGAAACGCAGCUGAACAUCGUCGCUUCGGGUCAGACAGCCGGAACACUCUUCCUCACGCUGCGUCCCUCGCCUAUGAUUCUCCCGAGUCAGACGGACGACGCGCGCGCCGAGUUUGAUCAAUUCCAAAAGGAAUUCACCUUCUCGACCAAGGACCCCAAGAAAUUCAAUGGAUCUUCCGCAGCGCUCACCGACACGCCUGUAGGCCGCAUCCUGCUGAACGGGAUCAAGUUCUCAGUGGACAGUGGUCUGCUGGGUCUUCAGGGUCUGGCCGGGUACCCCACUACGAUUAAUGGUGUGGAUGUCGUUGGUGGUUCGCGCGAGGCGCUUACGCUGUCCGUGAACACGACCAUCAUCAACCCUUCGAAUGUCAACGUCAAGGUCGGCACGACCAAGCUGUUGAUGGUCUAUUCGGAUGUUGUUGGUGAUGUGGUUCUCAACGACCUGAACCUGGUCAUUGGUGAGAACAACCUGACUGCCACGUCGAACUUCAACCCUAAGGCUAGCCCCAAGGGUUACGAGCUGCUGAACCGCUACGUCAGUGGUCUUGACUCGCCAGUGAACAUUUCUGGUUACGAGGGCUCGACGGGUAUCAAGUCCCUUGUGCCGGCCUUCUCGGCCGUGCGAGUGAACUCGACGCUGAACGGACUCAAGACCCAGCUUGUUGGUCAAGCCCAGCUCAAGGUACUGAACACCACGGGUAUCCAGGACGAUGUGGCGAACUCGAUUGUGAGCCUUAACAAUCCUUUCACUUCGGGUCUCAAGAUUACGAAUAUCAAGUCUAAUGUCACGUCGCACGGCCUCUUUGUCGCAGGCAUCGACACAGAUCUUGACUUUUCGGCCGGCGGAAAGGCGACGACCAAUUCGCCUCAAAUUCCACUGCACCUCAAUCUGUACCCGCCGGACAUAUUUGCGCUGGUGCGUGCACUUGCUGUACAGUCCGGCCAGGAUGUGAAGCAGCUCGACGGUAUUGUCCAGCUUGCGGGUUACACGUACUCGAAGACGACGAAUGCUAACAACGACAUUAAGCCGUCGAAGCGUUCACUUCGCGAGGAGGAGCUUGAGGCUGAGCAGGAGGCCGAGAUGGUGCAGGCGCAUCUUCUCUCCAAGCGUAAGACUAACAUGUACACGGGCUUUAACUUGGUCAACUUUGUGCAAAAGGCCUUCACGGUGGCGUCGGCGAACCUGGAGAUUGUGUCCAUGACGCAGAUCGGUGAAUACGAAUCGGCGCUCACCUUCUCUCAGCAAAAUGUACCACUCAAGACGGACGACUCGCUGAACCUGCUUCUCCCUGUCCUGUCUAAGCCGAUUGUGCAAAAGAUUAUUGAUGGCGCGACGCUUGGCAUUGACAAGAUCACGAUUAUUGAUCCGCAGCUGAAGUCGUUCAAGACGCAGCUAGUUGGUUCGAUUACGAACUCAGGUCCUUUCGAUGCCAAGAUCUCGUUCCCUCAAGGUCUGCAAGUGUCGUGGAACAACAAAGUUCUGGGUCAGAUUGCCAUGCCGCAGAUCAGCCUUGCGGCGGACGAGGGUGCUCAGCUGAACCUCGAGGCCGACUUUGCCGUCGCCGACGUCGACGCGCUGACCGAGUUUACCAAGUUCCUUGUGACGCAACCGAGUUUCGUGUGGCAGAUUGCCGGCCAAGGCCUACAGGUUGAUGCACUGGGUAUCUCGGUGGGCGGUAUGACUAUCAACAAAGGUGUCAUUUUGACGGGUAUGAAUAAUCUGAAGAAUGCUGUGACUGUGCAGAAGUAUGACCUGCCAAGCAACGACCCUGCUGGCGGUAUCCACCUUACAGCGCAGUCGGUGAUCACGAACCCGUCGCAGAUCGGUGUUCAGCUGUCGCGUUUCGGUACGAUGGUCUACCGCAAUGGCACGAACCUUGGUCCGACGGCCGCAGCUGGCCCAUUCACGCUGCUGCCCCUUUCCAAGACGAAUCUGCCGCUUGCUGGUCGCCUGCAGCACCAAGACAGCACCCAGGGUCUUGCGACGCUCUCGCAGACCUUCACGGAUGUGGUCCACGGCAAAGAGAUCCCUGUUGAAAUUCGCGGUGACUAUGCCGGCCCGUCGAGUGUGACUUGGCUAAACGAGGGUAUCAAGCUCCUCGUCGUCCAAACCAAGCUUCCUGCUGUACACUUCAGCGUUAUCAGGGCGAUUUCGCUCAACCAAAUGACGCUGAUGUUUACGGAGAAGACAGCUUGGAACCCUGCAACGAGUUCGUCCAACACCCAGGCGCCGUUCUAUCUGCCGUUCGGUUUCCCCUUGGAUAUCCAGAGAGCGGGUGGUGACUUCAUCGAGGGUUACAAGGGCAGCGAUAUUGCUAUUCUCAAGGUACCCAUGUCGCCAGCUGUGACCCAAGUCGAGGCUCGUAUCAUGACGCUCAGGUUCAACGACGUCCCCAUGCAGGCCUAUUCGGACAAGCACAGCCAGUUCUCGGGCUUCCUGGCAGACACGACCGCGCAGAAGAGCGUUACGUUCCAGCUGCACGGCUCGGCUGACGCCAAGGCGAGCACGGCUGCUGGUUUGGUCACGAUUACUGACAUUCCGUUUAGUGUAUCGACGACGCUGGAUGGUCUGCAGAACCUGAAUGCUCGGCCGGUGGUGACAUCCGAUUUGGACGUUGCGCAUGGUUACAGCAGCUACCUGCUAAUCACGCUCAAAGCCGCCAUGUACAACCCUUCGCAUAUUACUAUUGGCACGGGCGAUGUUUCGUUUACUUUGCUCUUCCAAGGCCACAACAUCGGUACGGCGCAGGUCAAGAACCUGAUCCUAAAGCCCGGUAUGAACAAUGUAUCUACCGAAGUGCACUACUCGCCGCAGGGCUCUGCAAACAAGGCUGCUGGUCAAAAGAUGCUCGAGAACUACGUGCAGGGUAUUGAGUCGACUGCUGUCAUUCAGGGCUCGCGUGACACCACGCCCAUUGCUUCGCUGAAGCAGGCUCUGUCUGGUAUCAGGCUUGCCACCCAGAUUCCGCCGCUGCACCAGCUGCUGAUUAUUGAGACGCGUCUGGUGAUCCCUAAGAACAUUGCGCAGACAAGCACUGCUCAGGCUACGUUCCAGCUGCGUAACCCAUUCACUGCAUCGAUCAACCUGGUCAAGGUGAAAGCAAAGGCGUUGUAUCAAGGCAUCUACCUUGGUGUUAUUGACCAGAGCCUCAAUCCCCCGAUCCGUGCCCCUGGUCACACCACGAUCACCUCGCGUACGCUGCCGCUAAAGAUGGAUCUUGAUCCCAAGAACUUGAUUCGUUUCAUCGAAAAGGCGGCGGCAAACACGAACACCAAUCUUGGUCCGCUCACGGCACAGUUUGACCAGGUUAUGGCCAUGUCGAGCACCAAGACGACAGUCCAGCCCUACCCCGACGACAACCCGCCGAACUGCCAUUCUGGUCGACAGUUUGACGUAUUCGGUGCAGUUCUGAGCUUGCUGAAGGGUCUUGAAGUCACACUUGACAUUCAGUCGAUCACCAAGCUGGAUGACUACCAGACGCCGCUAAACAUAAUUCAGCAGCCGGUGCCGACGGACACCGAUCGUACUUCGCUGUACCUCAUUGGUCCAGUGGGUGCACCGAUCGUGCAGAACAUUGUCGACGAAGCUACGCUGUCAUUCUCGGUGACGAACAUCACGAAUGUGCGCAACGAUGGCUUCGACUUGAGUCUGCAAGGUCAGCUGCUGAAGACGGGUCCCUUUGAUGCUCAGAUCGAAUUCCCUGAGGGUGUCACUGUUACGUGGCAGGGUCAGGACAUUGCUAAGAUUCAGCUCCCGCCGAUUUGUGCCGAAGCUGAUAUUGGUGUGCCGAACCUGCGUACGAACGGCAAGCUGAAAAUCACGAACCAGGGCGGCUUUACUAAGUUUGCGACUUACAUUCUGCACAACCCUAGCUUCGUCUGGACGAUCCACACGAACAAGCUGCGUGUGCGUGCCUUGAACAUUAUUUUCAAUGAUGUCAAGAUCAGCAAGGACCUCAGCUUCAAGGCAUUCAACGGCCUGAAGGGUGUGAAGAUUACAUCGUUUGACAUUCCUGGUGAGACGUCGAAUGCCCUCAAGGUGACUACGGGCACGGAUAUCCCCUCACCUGCGUCGUUGGGUAUUCAACUUGAUACGUCAAACUUUAAGAUUUACUUCAACGGCCAGUAUAUGGGUCCGAUUCAUUCGACGAACUUGUUCCUGGCUGCGGCUAUGACGACGCACACGACCUUGCAUGGUUUCCUUACGAAAAUGACGAGUGAUGCUCAGGUGAAGGCUGCUGGUCAGCUCUUCUCGCAGUACCUCCAAGGCAAGGGUAGCGACUUGGAAAUCAAGGGUGACAGUGUCGUGACCAGGGCGAACGGCAACAAGCCCGUCUCUUGGCUUACGGCUGCGUUCAAGACGCUGACACUCGAUGUCGUCUUACCGGGUCACAUUUACAAGAUUGUGUAUGCGAUCCAAAUCAUCGACCUUUUCGUGACUCUCAUGAAGCAAUCGCAAACCUGGUCUCCACCUACUGGAUCAAACAUGUCAAUUGCAACAUUUGUCAACCCCCUGCACUUCAGCCUGACACCACUGAAGGCUUCGCUGCAGGGUACGAUGAUUUUCGACAACCAGGAUGCUGCUAUUUUGAAGCUGCCCUUGAAGAAGGUCAGCCCUGGUACUGGUACUUCUCAUGGUCCAAACGACCCCCAGCCGCUUAUUCUGUCGUGGAAGGACAUUCCUCUGAAUGCUAUUAGCCACAGCGCCUUCCAGGCCAUGUUCACGCAGCUGACCGACUUCCCUCGUGCAUCGAUUGGUCUCAAGGGUACGGCCGGUCUUGUGGCUCGCAUGGUUAUCGGUGACAUUCCGAUCGAGGGAAUUCCUUUCGGUAACAUCACCACGACGCUCAAGGGCUUCGAUUCGUUUACACGCAAGGCGGUUGUGCAGCGCUUGGAUGUGGACAAGGGUACUCCGGAACACCUGGACAACAAGGUCAAGCUGAUCAUGACCAACCCUAGCAACAUUACCAUCAAGACCACUGGUCUGUCGCUCCCGGCCUUUUACAAGGACACCUAUGUUGGUCGUGCAAUCCUCGACGACAAGACGGUUGUUCCUGGCGAUAACUACCUGGAGGGUAUUUUCCGGUACCAGCCCAACAACAACAACGACUCUACUGCGCAAGAGGUCAUCCAGCGUUACGCUCAGCCCCAAGAGCACAACGGCAAGAAGAAUAUUCCGUACCAGACUCCCGCUACGCUCAAGGGUAUUCCGAACGCGAACCCGCCGUUGACGCCGUUCGAGUCGCUGCGCCCGGGUAUCGAGGGAGUUUAUGUGACUUCGUCUCUGCCUGGUAUUGCUACUCGUGUGCUGCAGCGUAUCGAUGCCUUCUUCGACGUGCUUACUCUUUUCUCGGCCCCUGGCCUUCGUCCCUACAUUUUCAUCAAGCUUACGUUCCAGAACGAUUUGCCGGUUCCUAUCACCUUUACGCGUAUCCAGGAUCAAGCCAACAUUGCCGGACAGCCGCAGCCGAUUUAUGCGUCGUUCACCGAGAAUAAAGUCACCAACUGCCGUAUCCCGGCUGCGAGGGCGACCAAGGUGGACCCUGGUAUCCACACCUGCGACCCCAUCCACAAUGUGUUAGGUGACCAGGGUCUGCUCGGCUCGCUGCCCGUUAUCGAAAAGAACUUGGAUGUCGCCAAUAUGGUCCAAAUCCAGCUCAGCGAUGGGGGUUACGUGCUCAACGCUCUCCAGUACAACGAGUACGAUGUGGACACGACGUACUCGCUGGCAAUUGGCGGCGUUCCCUUGCUGAACAUUACCUCGAUCGAUGAUAUGAUCCAAGGUAUUCUCGGCUCGCUCGGCAAGAUGUCGUCCGACGACGUUUCGAAGGUGACCAACAGUUUCGCAUCUCUCGGUGAAAACGGUAUCGGCCAGCUGGCCGAUACCAACUGGAACAAGGUCGUUUGUGCUCUGGAGAACUUGCCUCUGUCGCUCAUCCACACCGCCAAGUGUCAGUCGAAUACCCCUGCCGGCAAGGUUGCAGCCAAGUCGGCUAGCAGCAGCAGCUCAUCGAUGAGCAGCACAUCCAAUGCUGGAGCGUCCAACUCAAAAGUUCCUGCGCACGGCGGUGAAGCCUCGCUGCCUCUCCAGCUGAAAGAGGCCCAGCGCGUGGCUCGCACAGACAUUCUGCUUUUGCUGGAGCACACUCCUACGUAUACUCUUGGUAAGCGCGACGAUGUUGCAGUAAGCGGAGCCAUGGCGUCGGCGCUCAAGGCGGACAUCUUUCAAACCCAGCGCGGCGGACUGCUGACAUACCACGGUCCUGGACAGCUCGUGGGUUACCCGAUUCUGGACAUUGGGGCGAUGCAGCUCUCCACGCGGUGCUAUAUUGCGCGCCUCCAAGAAAGCCUGCGCGCCGCGCUCGCUGCGUCGCCUCUUUCUAUGAGCACACAAGAGUCGCCGCAAGACGACGCAAAGUAUACGGGUGUGUGGGUCGACGCGACACACAAAAUUGCGUCGCUCGGUGUGCACGUCCGCCACCGCGUCACGUCGCAUGGGUUUGCGUUGAACGUGCACAACACUGCCUUGCAAGGUUUCCAAAAUAUUGUCGCUUGUGGCCUGCCGAAUGUGCAGCUCACGUCGAUCGACCAGCAACUCGAGCGUGCAGGCCGCACGCUCGACGUGCGCGUGCCCGACGUCGCCCGCCUCUGUGCCGACCACCUGGCCACGGCGCUGCAACGCACGACCGAGUCUGCGGCUGAAACGUGUCUAUCAUACAUCCCUACGACCAACGAUGCCGGCGAACAGGUCCUGUCCAAGGUCCUUGUCGAAGGCACCGAGGUCACCGCAUAG